AACACAUUGCCUACAAAUUGUGUUGUGUGAUACUCUCCAAAACCAACCUGACUUGUGUGGCAUUGUUUGCCCCUGUAUUCAGGUUUCAAGUAACCAAAUUAAAGCAGCUCUGUGAGUCUCUAGGGAAGAAGACGUUCUUGCUGUGGAUGAAAUAAGUAAAUCUGAAAUACACAGGCAAUGGUCUCUUUAUGUUUUUAUCCACAGUAAUAGACUACAGCUCUAGAAUUUCUUCUUAUCAGAAUUAAAUGGCUUAGUUGUGACGUUACUAUGUUGAUCAAUACAUGCGAAAUGAGUGGAUACUUUAUAUUCAUGCCCCAGGACAAGACUAUGGCUUCCACUGCAGAUGCCUCUGGUAGUUCUCCUACAAAGACACACUGUGCUCAUGAUGAGGACAAGACUUUGGCUUCCAUUGCACAUGCCACUGGUGGUUCUUCUACAAAGACACAGAAAAACGCUACAAAGAAGAGGUGUCGCCCAUCCCCUAACAAAAAGGUUGCUAAAAAACUUUUCACUGCUGAGCAAGCUGGAGAUGACAGUGGCAGUGGUAAUGAUGGUGCAGGUGCUUCUGAUCAGACCAGCCCAAAUAAGGAUGCAUGAGCAGUCGAGCUCGUGCUCAUUUUGCCUCCACCAGUUGCGGCCAACUUUUGUGUGUGCUCUCCGGUGAAGAGUCUGAUGCAUUCAGUACUUUUGUGUUUUUGUGCUUCGUCCAUGGACCUGCAAGCUGUGUAGCAUCAUUGUUAGCUGUUGAUUUCAGUGCAGCUACAUAGUUUGGUAACUAUGGAUACUGGUUGAAACAUGUAGAUUAAUGGUGCUCGGAUGUACUGCAAUGUCGAAAUGUUUCAAAUGCCGGUCAGACACCUCUGAUCGAUAGGAUAGCCAUGGUGCUCGGAUGUAUUGUAAUAUUGAUGAUCUAGAUGCUGAACAGAUACCUCUUGGAUGUGCUCGGAUGUGCUGUAACGUUGAUGAUCAGAAUGCCAGACACACAAUGUGCUGUAACG
Molecule: messenger RNA, 998 nt
Organism: Panicum hallii
Lineage: Eukaryota; Viridiplantae; Streptophyta; Magnoliopsida; Poales; Poaceae
Exons: 5
Coding region: 268-597 (109 amino acids)
Source: RefSeq, a predicted model, not a curated record